AGAGAAUCUACUUUAGUAGAGACAAGUAAAGACAAAGAAGAAUCAUUGAACUUAGAAGAAAGUAAACAGAAAAUGAUAUAUAGGGUUAGUAAAAAAACAAGAAGAAGAUUACAAUUAAAUAAAAGCA
Messenger RNA from Scutellospora calospora, 127 nucleotides. Lineage: Eukaryota; Fungi; Glomeromycota; Glomeromycetes; Diversisporales; Gigasporaceae. The record is from the annotation of a GenBank genome assembly.